Messenger RNA from Heterobasidion irregulare TC 32-1, 1041 nucleotides. RefSeq lists its product as uncharacterized. The record is from RefSeq and is a predicted model, not a curated record. Lineage: Eukaryota; Fungi; Basidiomycota; Agaricomycetes; Russulales; Bondarzewiaceae. Gene Ontology annotation, cellular component: nucleolus; preribosome, small subunit precursor. The coding region runs from base 1 to 1041 and encodes 346 amino acids. Gene Ontology annotation, biological process: maturation of SSU-rRNA from tricistronic rRNA transcript (SSU-rRNA, 5.8S rRNA, LSU-rRNA). The transcript has 4 exons.
AUGCCUCCUACACGGACACAAGGCGCAGACAGCGCUGGAGAGCCUUCUACAUCCAAGGAGGCGCGCAAGGUGCGCAACAAGAGAUAUGGAACGCAUCAUCCGCCCAAGGAGUCUGCUGCUCCCGGCGUCUCGAAAUUGAAGGCAGCACUUAGACAGACAAGGAGACUGCUUGCAAAGGAUAAUCUCGCGGCGAAUGUACGUGUCGAGACUGAGCGAAGGCUCAAGUCGCUCGAAGGGGACCUUGCAAAAGCAGAAGUAGGGAACAAGGAGCGUACCAUGGCCAUGCGAUACCACAAAGUCAAGUUUUUCGACAGACAAAAGCUCGAGCGUAAGAUUAAACAGACGAAGAAACAGCUCGACGAUCCCGAACUCUCAUCAAAGAAGAAAAAAUCCGUCGAGUCAGCGCUCUUCGAGCUGCGCGUAGACUUGAACUACGUCACGAAUUACCCCAAAACGGAGAAAUACAUCUCGCUGUUCCCUCCUGAUGUACGCACUCAUGAGGGAGCGGCUCCCGUGCACCAGCUGGUGAGCACUGGUGUCACUGAUAUAAGACGAGAGGAACUUCGUGCGCACAUCCGGGAGCGGAUGCAAGCGGGGCAGAUGAGUACAGAGCCCGAGUUAUUAGAGCGAAUGGAGCAUGCAGUGGAUACGGGUUGGCAGGAAGCUGAGAAAUCUGGAUACAAAGAGACAGAGAAGCGGAAGAGCGCGCAGAAAGUCAAUGGGCAUAGGCAACACGAGUCGCGCGACGAUUUCUUUGAGAGCGGUGACGAGGAUGAAGAGAUGCAGGAUGCGCAGGCGGAUGAGGAUGUGGAUGAGGAUGCGGAUGCGGAUGAAGAUGAGGAUGAGGAUCAAGUGGAACUCCGUUCAAAACCUCAAGUCGAGGCCAAGGCCCCGAAGAAAGCGAAAAGCAAAGGAGAGAAGGGUCGGUCAAAGAAGAAGGAUGGUCAGAAAGCCGGCCGCAAGGCAGAAGACAGCCGAGAGAAGAAGCUUGUCGCUAUGAAAGACGAUUUCUUUGAAGGCAAUGGAAGCGACGAUGAAUGA